Neurospora tetrasperma FGSC 2508 is the source of this 2239-nucleotide messenger RNA. RefSeq lists its product as uncharacterized. NCBI's taxonomy places the organism in Eukaryota, Fungi, Ascomycota, Sordariomycetes, Sordariales, Sordariaceae. Bases 1 to 2193 code for a protein of 730 amino acids. Gene Ontology annotation, biological process: translesion synthesis. Gene Ontology annotation, molecular function: damaged DNA binding; DNA-directed DNA polymerase activity. The transcript has 3 exons. The record is from RefSeq and is a predicted model, not a curated record.
AUGACGAGUGGAGCACAACGCUUAGCGUUCCACAGUCUCCACUCUUUACAGUUGUCACAUCCCGUCUCGACCCAUUGCAACCUCCAAAACGGCGCCAAAACGCAAGACCACCAACCACAACUCAACACAACUUUUCGAAACACCAACUCACGGUGCAUUCACAUCGUCUACGAAAACAAAACCCCUUCACUCAAAUCCCUCCCCCUCGGAAUUCGCCAAAAGUCCCUACUGGCAACAUGCAACUACCCCGCGCGCCGUCUCGGCGUCAAGAAGCUCAUGUCCAUCGCCUCCGCCCUAGCCAUCUGCCCGGACCUGGUCAUCGUCGACGGCGAAGACUUGACUCCCUUUCGGGACGUCUCCAAGCGUCUUUACGCCCUAUUGCGCUCGUACUCGUGGAAUGACAGAGUCGAAAGACUGGGUCUGGAUGAAGUCUGGAUGGAUCACUCGUGGUUUUGUUUAGACAAUAAGGAUCCGGAGAAGGGGUUUGCGUUUAAUGCGAGGGGGUUUGCUGGGCAAGUUUAUGGGAGGGAAAAGGUUGGUCUUGAGGGGUCUGGGACUGGGGGGUAUGGAGGUGGACAGGCUGGGUUGUUAAGAACGAAACUUCUCCUCGCCUCCCACUUAGCUCUUCACCUCCGUUUGAAGAUCGAAGAGGAAGGGUACACCACCGCCUGCGGGAUAUCCACGAACAAACUUCUCGCCAAGUUGGUCGGUAACGUGAACAAACCCCGGAACCAGACGACCCUCUUGUCUUUCGGGCCCGACGACGGUGAGGAAACUAUUCAAAGAUUCAUGGGCAGUCACCAACUGAGAAAAGUACCCGGGAUCGGAGGGAAAACGGCCGCUGCUCUCUCGGACUAUUUCAUUUCCCAGUCCAAGCCUGGCUCAUCUUCACCCCCAAACCCCAAAGAAAUCACCGUCGACGACCUCCUCUCCUGUCCUAACCUAUCACCAUCAAAACUCGACUCCCUCCUCUCUUCACUUUCUUUCUCCUCAGGUACAGGAACAGGAAUCGGCAAACACAUCGUCUCCCUCCUCCAUGGCCACGACUCCUCCCCCGUCAAACCCGCUCGCUUGCUCCCCACGCAAAUCAGCAUCGAAGAUACUUAUUUCUCUUGCCCUUUGGUCACCAUCGAGCAAAUCCAGCGGGAACUGGUGAAGAUCACUGGGUCGUUAUUAAAGAGAAUGAAGACGGAUCUGAUGGACGACGACAAAAAGAGGUGGCUAGCGAGGCCCAAGACGCUACGGUUGACGACGAGACCGAGGACGGACCCGAGAGAGGGGAGAGGGUAUGGCUAUGGAAGGGUCUCGAAAAGUCAGGGUCUGCCUGGCUACGUCUUUACCAUUGCAGGCAGUAACAGUCACGGUAACGCCCAUGGUGACGACGAGAUUAUCCAGAGACUUGUCGCCGAGACAUUGCUACCGAUGUUCCGCGAACUUAACCCGCUUAACCCGAGAAAAGGGGAAAAGGGGUAUAGUAUCGGGUUGCUGAACGUCUGCGUGACAAACAUGGACUCGGUUGAUCCCACGACCGGUGGCGGCGGCAGCGGAGGAAGGGGAAGGGACAUCAAAAACAUGUUUAUGAGGGCGAGAGAAUUCACCGUUUACGAUCCCGAACAUGAGCACGCCGACAACACCGGAAUCCAACCCGAAACUGAAGCUGAACCUUUGGAUAAUCUGGAUGCAGAAGACCUAAGCCAGGACCCGGACUUGAACUUGGACAUGAGUGAUACAAGCUAUGAAUCCUCUAUCGGGAAAGCAAGAGGGUCGGCGGAGGACAACAAUAACGACAAUGGGGACCCCAGCACCACUAACCAUCAACAACAACAUCCCGUCUCCAACAUCCACGAGCAAGCACAAGCACAAGCCGACCGCGACACAAACCACUUGGGUCCAAUAAUGUCAACCAACCAUUAUUACUUUCACAUUGAAGACGACGACGAAGUCUGGGAUGAUUCACCAGACAAUGUGUGGAAUCACGAUGAAGAAGAAGAAGCCGCAGAAGAAGAAGAAGCUACAGAAGAAGAUCUGGACUACGACGACCUCAGAGACGCCGAGGGUCUGGGUGUCAAUGGCGACAGUGAUGGUGGUGAUGGUAUCAAAUGUCCACUAUGCAACCACUUCAUUCCUUUGUUUGCAUUAUCUGCUCAUGAGCGGUUUCACAGUAUGGAGUUUGAGGGGGAAUUAGAUGCGUAGACUUGGUACUACACCAAUGAUAAGGAAAUAAAUACAUUUGGAUCAC